Messenger RNA from Fibroporia radiculosa, 450 nucleotides. RefSeq lists its product as uncharacterized. Gene Ontology annotation, cellular component: nucleus. The transcript has 6 exons. Gene Ontology annotation, molecular function: ubiquitin conjugating enzyme activity. Gene Ontology annotation, biological process: protein K63-linked ubiquitination; DNA damage tolerance. The record is from RefSeq and is a predicted model, not a curated record. Lineage: Eukaryota; Fungi; Basidiomycota; Agaricomycetes; Polyporales; Fibroporiaceae. The coding region runs from base 1 to 450 and encodes 149 amino acids.
AUGUCUCUCCCGAAGCGGAUCAUCAAGGAAACCGAGAGACUUGUCGCUGAUCCAGCACCCGGAAUAUCUGCUGCGCCACACGAAGACAAUCUCCGAUACUUCGACGUUUCUAUCCAAGGGCCAGAUGGCAGUCCCUUUGCGAAUGGUGUGUUUCGGCUAGAAUUAUUCCUCCCGGAGGAAUACCCAAUGAGCCCUCCCAAGGUGCGCUUCCUGACAAAGAUCUACCACCCCAACAUCGAUAAGCUUGGGCGAAUCUGUUUAGAUAUCUUGAAAGACAAAUGGUCUCCGGCACUUCAAAUCCGUACCGUCCUGCUUUCUAUUCAGGCGCUACUCAGCUCUCCGAAUCCCGAUGAUCCGCUUGCCACCGAUGUUGCAAAGCAUUACAAGGAAAACGAGAAGGAUGCGCAGCGUGUCAGCCGGGAGUGGACGGAGAAGUAUGCGUCUGCAUGA